AUGAGGGUUGAAAGGGGUAAGGAUGAGCGUGACGAAGGAAGGGGUGCUGCCAGCGGAGGUGUAGGGGCAGAGUUACUCGAUGGCCAAAGAGCCUACUUCAAAACCGGUGCCACCAGAUGUCUGAAAGCACGACGUCAGACAUUACAGACAAUGAAGAAGUUGUUGGAAGAGAAUCGCGAGCAAAUAGAAGCAGCGAUUCGUAAGGAUCUUGGCCGG
Ostertagia ostertagi is the source of this 216-nucleotide messenger RNA. The record is from the annotation of a GenBank genome assembly. Lineage: Eukaryota; Metazoa; Nematoda; Chromadorea; Rhabditida; Trichostrongylidae.